Molecule: messenger RNA, 1555 nt
Organism: Pseudopipra pipra
Lineage: Eukaryota; Metazoa; Chordata; Aves; Passeriformes; Pipridae
Gene: ZNF475
Product: zinc finger protein 475
Exons: 4
Coding region: 608-1372 (254 amino acids)
Source: RefSeq, a predicted model, not a curated record
GUGGGGACCCUAAAUGUGCCCCGCGCCGGGAAAUGUGGGCCCGACUGUGCUGCUCAACUCUCUUCUUCCUUCCGUAAGGGGCAAACUGAGCCAAAGCACAACAUCAGAGAAGCCCGGGUCUUGGGGACAUGAGGGAAUUUUGACCCGCCCUUUGGAGCGAAGGAUCAUGUAAGAACAAAAGACAAACAGAAAACACACAGAAACCCUCCUUCUCUACUGAAACAGCUAUUAGGUGUAGUGUUCCAGCUUUAAAGUCCCUAAUAUAUGUUGGCUCAUGAAAAUGGAUUAAGAAGAUGUAGGAUCAUUCUGAAUAGCAGACUUUCCCAAGACCUUUAUGUGCAGGAGAGGGAGAAAUUUCCCAAAAUGUCAUACCCUUCAUGGAAACAAAUGCCAGGAAAAAGAAUGUGAACAAAACUUGUAGUGCUCUGUCAAGUCCUGGAGAAGCCCCUACUAGUAUCUCUAGUACCUUGUCCUCAGAGUAUCAUCUGGCACCAUCUAACGUGCAGAUCUUCCCAGAAAUUUUCCCAAAGUAGUACAUCUAGAAGCUGGACCCCAGUAAAGGUGACCAGGCACUACGAUAGAAUCAAAACUGUCAGAUUUUUCAAACAUGUCUCAAACACCCUUCCCACCAAGGAGACCUGGCUUGAAGGUAUGCUAUAUCUGUGGCAGAGAAUUUGGGACACAGUCUAUUUCUAUACAUGAAUCCCAGUGCCUAAAGAAGUGGCAUAUUGAAAACGAUCAACUACCAAAGCACCUUAGAAGACCAGAGCCCAGGAAACCUGAGGUCCUUCCUGGUGGUUCCUAUACACUUACAGAUGAAAAUGAGGCGGCUUAUCAGAGUGCUCAAGCUCAGCUCGUGCCCUGUGGAAACUGUGGCCGAACCUUUUUUCCUGAGCGUCUUCCUGUGCAUGAAAGGUGUUGCAGAGGAGGUAGCAGCACUCAUAAAUCUGGUAAAGGACCAAGAUCUGGAGCUGGCUCAGAAAGAUAUGAUCAAUCUGAGAACCAUCAAGGAAUGAGUGGGGCUGCAUCAGCUGCGCAGGCAAAAGUGAUAAAACGACCACCAACAGUGAUUUGUUACAUAUGUGGUCGUGAGUAUGGAACAAAAUCUAUUAGUAUUCAUGAACCACAAUGCCUGAAAAAAUGGCACCAGGAGAAUGACAACCUACCCAAGCACUUGAGAAGGCCAGAACCUAAAAAGCCUGAAGUAAGAAUUGUGCAAGCCAAAGGUUUCUAUGAUCUUGAUUCUUUAAAUGAGGCAGCCUGGAGCAGCGCCCAGACCCAGCUAGUUCCAUGUGAUAUUUGUGGGCGUACUUUUCUUCCAGACAGACUGAUCGUCCACCAGAGGUCCUGUAAACCAAAACCUGCAAAGUGAAGUGGAUGCAACACACAUACAUACAAAUACACGCCUGCUAACACACAAACACGCAUCAAUAAAAUGUGUGUGUGUGUGUGUGUGUGUGUGUGUGUGUGUGCAUGAAGGCACACACAUGCACCCAUACCUUUUAGACAAACCACCAGAGAAAUAAAAUUCAGCUGAGAGGCGUGACCAUCAAAA